ACCGGAAACGGACAUAGAAACUGUCAUUUUAGAAUGGAGGUGGUAUUUAGCGUUUCAUAGUUCGUGGUACUUUGCUCUUUAAUUAAUUGUGAUAUGUGAAGUUGACUGGAAGACAAUAAACCAAAAAUCUGGUUAAGGAAUUUAAACAUGGAAAAGGAAAAGAUACGUCGGCGACCAUCUCCUUCCCCAGAGAUACCUGUGACCAAAAUCAAGAUUAAACAGGAGAAAUUGAGUCCAGUGAGGCCAAAAAAGCCUCGGCGCUCGAGUUCAGUUUCAGACCGUGGCAGCGAAAGUCCACCACCGCGGAGAAGGCGACACAGUAGAUCACCAGCUAGAAGGAGAGACAGGUCCCCUAGGAGGAGUAGUAGGUCACCUAGAAACAGGCGAAGCCGGAGCCCACGAUUUACAGAUACCAAAAUAAAGCCGGAACGUGAAGAACAUCCCCGAAUCAAGAAUGAAUGGAGGCACAGAGACCGCUCAGAUGCAUCGAAUGACAGGAGAAUCAAAGAGGAAUCUAAAACGUGGCACAGGGGGAGGGAAGAUGCAUCUGAUGAAAGAAGGAGGAACAGAGAUGCCCAUAUUUUUCAGCAGCAGCAAAAAGAGAGAGAAAGGAACAAUGAAAGAAGAAGAGAAAAGCGCAACAGAGAAGAAGAUAAUCUAGAAAAUGUUGAAUUUGGUGAUGACGGAGAGAAAGAUGAAAAUUCUACCAAUAAAGAACUACCAAAUUUUGAGCUCUCUGGAGCUUUGGUAGAAGAUACCAAUACAUACCGAGGAGUGGUAAUCAAAUAUAAUGAACCUCCAGAAGCCCGUAUUCCAAAGCGAAGAUGGAGACUCUACCCCUUUAAAAAUGAUGAACCUCUUCCAGUGAUGUACAUUCAUCGCCAAAGUGCAUACCUUUUUGGAAGACAAAGACGAAUUGCUGAUAUACCCAUUGAUCACCCAUCCUGCUCUAAGCAGCAUGCAGUUUUUCAGUACAGGUUGGUUGAGUUCACACGCUCUGAUGGCACAGUUGGCAGAAGAGUAAAACCUUACAUCAUUGAUUUAGGAUCUGGCAAUGGCACAUUUCUUAACAACCAGCGUAUUGAUCCUCAACGAUACUAUGAAAUGAAAGAAAAAGAUGUGUUGAAAUUUGGGUUCAGUAGCAGAGAAUAUGUUUUGUUACAUGAAGCUUCAGACACAUCAGAAGUGGACAAAAAGGAAGAUGAUGAUUAUGAGGACGACGAAUAAACUGUAGGCUUGAGACUAGCAGUGGAAUAUAAUGGGGGAAAAAAAAAGUCAAGAAUUGCGAGACGAACACUGAUCCCGGGUCUCAGGUUAUCUGUUUUAUCAUGCUUUUGACAGCAAUUGUGAAACGGUGUUUCUUAAAAGAAAAAGGAAAAAAAAAAAACUUUUGCCAAACAUAUUUUAUUUGGGUAUACAAGCCUUGACCACAAGCAUUGGAGUGUUUCACAUUGUUUUUGCAAAUCAACAGGAGACUCAUUUAUAUUCAGAGAAUUUCAAAAUGCAUUUGAAAACAAGGCAUUUCUCAUCAAUUGUGAUGUAUCCAUUGUAGUUUUUGUUUGGCAUUUAGCAUCAUCUACCAAACAAGCCUAAAGUAAGCAUUUGCAAAUAUUUAUUUCUUGGGAGGCUGUUGAUUUUUCUUUAUAUAUUGAAUUGACUUAUUUUCUUUUUUUUUCUGCCUGUUUAGAAUUUUUGACAGGCUUUAAAGACUAUUUCCAUAUUCCCUGAACAUUUUAUAUCGAAACAAUUUAAAGAAUAUUUUGCAUUUUUUAUGUUUUAUAUAGUAUUGUAUAUAAAAGAGGGCAUUUCAUUUUUUCAGGUGGUUUAACAUGUAACAAAGUAAAAUGUUUAGCUUAUUUGAAAACAAAAAAUAAAUUGCUUUAGACGUAAAA
Erpetoichthys calabaricus (reedfish) is the source of this 1892-nucleotide messenger RNA. RefSeq names its product Smad nuclear interacting protein (gene snip1). Gene Ontology annotation, biological process: miRNA processing. The coding region runs from base 148 to 1227 and encodes 359 amino acids. Gene Ontology annotation, molecular function: protein binding; mRNA binding. NCBI's taxonomy places the organism in Eukaryota, Metazoa, Chordata, Cladistia, Polypteriformes, Polypteridae. Gene Ontology annotation, cellular component: nucleus. The transcript is spliced from 4 exons. The record is from RefSeq and is a predicted model, not a curated record.